Molecule: messenger RNA, 663 nt
Organism: Menidia menidia (Atlantic silverside)
Lineage: Eukaryota; Metazoa; Chordata; Actinopteri; Atheriniformes; Atherinopsidae
Source: the annotation of a GenBank genome assembly
CUGGCUCUGGCUCUCUGUGGGGCAAAGGUCACGGCGGUCACACGCACACAGGCUGACCUGGACAGCCUGGUGCAGGAGUGUGCCUCCAUCAGCCCGCUCUGCCUGGACCUGGCGGACUGGGACGCCACAGAGGCCGCCCUGCAGAGCGCCGGCCCCAUCGAUCUGCUGGUCAACAACGCUGCCUGUGCCAGCCUGCAGCCGUUUCUGGAGGUCACACCUGACCAGUUCGACCAAGCUUUCAGUGUGAACGUGAAAGCUGUGCUGCAUGUGUCCCAGAUAGUGGCUCGUGGCAUGAAGGCCAGAGGAGCAGAAGGCUCCAUCGUCAACGUGUCCAGCCAGGCCUCCCAGUGCGCCCUCAGAGACCACACCGUCUACUGUGCCACAAAAGGAGCCCUGGACAUGCUGACGAAGGUCAUGGCCCUGGAGCUGGGACCCCACCAGAUCCGUGUGAACAGUGUGAACCCCACGGUGGUGAUGACGGAGAUGGGCCGCCUGGGCUGGAGUGACCCCAAAAAAGCCCAGGCCAUGACGUCCCGUAUCCCCCUCGGCCACUUUGCAGAGGUGGAGGAUGUGGUGAACAGCAUCUUGUUCCUGCUGAGUGAUAAGAGCAAAAUGACUAAUGGAGUCACACUGCCGGUGGAUGGAGGAUUCCUUGCCUGCUGA